AGCAAUCAUGGAAAGUGCAGUCUUACAGGAUAUUAAGCCGAAUUAUUGUCUUCAUAAUCCGGAUCGACAGAUUUGGGUUUCAAGAAUUAAAUGUCAUGGUGUAGAGUAUCCCUACUCUUAUUGGGCUUAUUAAGAGGGUCACAUCUCCUUCUCUUCUCCAGAGCUGACCUCUGUGGUUGUUGAUGUUGUUGGAUUGCUGAAUAGAUUUUUAUUGAUUUUCUUUUGUUUUUUAAAUUUUGUUUGGAUGCAAUUUGAGCUAAAGUUGACACUUCCAGGAAGCAUUUGGAUCACUCACCUCAUCUACACUGAGCAACAUGGAGCAUAUUCCCCUCCACGAUGGAAACUCCUCAUCAUCUCACAGCUCAGUCAACACAGAGCUCCUGUCUCAGAGCGGCUAUACAAUACUGGCUGUUAUCAUGGGUGUGUUCUCCGUGGCUGGGAUCAUCCUCAACCUCCUGGUGAUUGUGGUGACAGUGAGGCACAGACAGCUGAGGCAGCCGCUCAGCUAUGCCCUGGUAAACUUGGCCAUAUGUGACCUGGGCUGUGCUGUGUUUGGAGGUCUGCCCACCACAGUAACCAGUGCCAUGGGAUACUUCAGCCUGGGACAUGUGGGCUGCAUGUUAGAGGGUUUUGCUGUUGCCUUUUUUGGUAUAGCAAGCCUGUGCACAAUAGCAGUCAUUUCUGUUGAACGCUACAUGGUGGUGUGUUAUCCCAUGGGUGCUGUCCUGUUCCAGACCAGGCAUGCUGUCAGUGGAGUGGUGCUGUCCUGGCUGUGGUCGUUUGUGUGGAACACGCCACCUCUGUUCGGUUGGGGAAGUUACGAGCUGGAGGGCAUCAAGACCUCCUGCGCCCCUAACUGGAACAGCCGGGAUGUCGGGGACGUGUCCUACAUCAUCAUAUACUUUUUCCUUUGCUUUGUUGUGCCAUUCUCCAUCAUUAUGGCGUCUUACUCACGGCUCUUGUGGACCCUCCGCCAGGUGGCCAAGCUGCAGGUAUCCGAGGCCGGCAGCACAAACCGCGUGGAGGUGCAGGUGGCACGCAUGAUAGUGGUAAUGGUGAUGGCCUUCCUAGUGACCUGGCUGCCAUAUGCUGGCAUGGCCCUCGCUGUCAUCAUGGACUCCAGUCUAAAUAUUGACCCCAUCAUUGCCACCGUACCUGUUUACUUGGCUAAAAGCAGCACUGUCUACAACCCCAUCAUAUAUAUUUUCAUGAACAGACAGUUUCGAGCAUACGCUGUUCCCACAGUCCUGUGUGGGUGGAACCCUUGGGCCUCAGAUCCACAGAUGUCUGAGGAUGAGACCACGGUCGCUUCUUUCGGCAAGACCCAAAGAGUCUCGCCGAAAGAGUCUUUGAAAGAAUGACAGCAGCACCAGAUCACCAGAACGACCUUCAGCCAUUAGUCUACCCUCUACACUGGACUGCAUAUCUGAAAGGACAUAUGUAGACACACCCAGGAUAAAAAAAGGAAGAAGGCAACAUCGUCAAACAAGACUCUCCGUGUGUUCAAUCUUUUUCCUGCUGCGGCUGUCACCACGUUUUAUGUAUCCUGACAAUAAAGACAAACCCUUUGUCCUGCUCUCUGUCAUGGAUAUUGUUGAUCAUGUGCUAUCCUUUGUGUUUCA
This is a messenger RNA of Epinephelus lanceolatus (giant grouper), 1622 nucleotides long. It is a transcript of the gene parapinopsina, whose product is annotated as parapinopsin a. Lineage: Eukaryota; Metazoa; Chordata; Actinopteri; Perciformes; Serranidae. Gene Ontology annotation, biological process: visual perception; G protein-coupled receptor signaling pathway. The record is from RefSeq and is a predicted model, not a curated record. Gene Ontology annotation, cellular component: membrane. Gene Ontology annotation, molecular function: G protein-coupled receptor activity.